Molecule: messenger RNA, 15058 nt
Organism: Protobothrops mucrosquamatus (brown spotted pit viper)
Lineage: Eukaryota; Metazoa; Chordata; Lepidosauria; Squamata; Viperidae
Gene: HYDIN
Product: HYDIN axonemal central pair apparatus protein
Exons: 85
Coding region: 26-15058 (5010 amino acids)
Biological process (GO): axonemal central apparatus assembly; cilium movement
Cellular component (GO): axoneme
Source: RefSeq, a predicted model, not a curated record
GUCGAUCCGCUGGAGGCUGACAAAGAUGCUAACGGAUCGAGCCCGGAAAUCGCUGCUUCCUUUGAAGUUACCAGAAGGAUUUCAGAGCAAAGUGGUUGCACCUCGCAAUGCAAAGUUGGUUACAGAAGAAAAGAAGGAUGUUCUGCUGACACCCUCAGCUUUUCUGGAAGAGAUGUCUCUCACAACGGAACAAAGGCUAGCAAGCACCCAUGAAGUACACUUGCCUCGCAUUAUUCAGCUUUUGGACAUGAGUGAAACCUCACACCAGAAAUUCUCCUCAGUUGAUCUGGACCGGACUCUGUUUCAACCGUUCCCAUCAGAAGUGGUUUUUCAAAACUAUGCCCCCUGUGAGCUCUACGAAGUACCACUGGUCCUGAGGAACAAUGACAAGAUCCCACGGCUGGUGAAGGUUGUUUGUGAGAGUUCACCUUACUUCAGAGUCAUCAGCCCCAAUGAUGUGUGCAACAAAGUCGCACCCGGCAUGCCAUCCACAUUCCGCAUUCUCUUCACUCCUGAGGAGAACAAGGAUUAUUUCCAUGAAUUAACUUGCAUUACUGAGAGAGAAAAAUUCAUUGUCCCAAUCCGAGCAAUUGGUGCCAGAGGCAUUUUGGAUUUCCCAGACCAACUGAAUUUCUCCACAUGUCCCGUCAAGUACAUUACACAGAAAACCCUGCUUGUUCGGAACAUUGGCAACCGAGAGGCCUACUACCAGAUUACCACCCAGAGACCAUUUUCUGUCAAACCCUCCAUUGGGACUCUUGGAGUAAAUGAAACCACACAAUUCACUAUUGACUUUUAUCCAGAAAAAAGUGGCAACCACUCUAAAGACCUUGUUAUACAUUAUGAUACAGGAGAAGACAUUCAUGUCAGUUUGUAUGGAGCUGCUACAGAUGUCAACGUGAGACUUGAUAAGAACUCCUUGACAAUCGAGAAGACUUAUGUCACUUUAGCAAACCAGAGGUCUGUGGUCAUACACAAUCACAGUGAUAUCAUUGCACAUUUUCAGUGGAAAGUGUUUGCAACACAAGAAAAGGACGAAGAGAAAAAACAGACGAUGUGUCAAACCCUGCAGGCUGAACAAAAUAGUGUGCUUGAUCAGCUUCUGAUGGAAUGCAACAUGAAUCCAGCACUUCGUGAGCAUCUCUCCAUUGUCACCCGUACUUUUGAGAACCGACGGGCAACUGUCCAUGAAGAUGCAAUGCUCUUCAACAAUAAAGUCUUCUCCAUUGAGCCUCUGGAGGGAGAUGUUUGGCCCAAUUCUACAACUGAAAUCAGAGUGAUGUUCAGGCCGCAAGAAGCCGGGAUGUAUCUUCAGACGGUCUACUGUGAUAUUACCGGCCGAGAGACCAGACUUCCUCUGCGUAUCAAGGGAGAGGCAAUAGGCCCCAAGCUACUUUUCAACUUUGAUCAGCUGGACGUUGGGAAAAUUUUUGUGGGAUCAUCUCACAGUUAUGAGGCUAUCUUAUCUAACCAAGGAGCUAUUGAUGCCCUCUUCCACCUGAUAUGGCCCUCCACUGUGCUGGGUGCCUGCUUUGCCUUUCAACCCAGAGAAGGAAUCAUUGAGCCGGGUGGCUAUCAGGCCAUUCACAUUUCCUUCAGCUCCACUGUCCUGGGCCCCUUCUCGGAAGAGUUCAAGUUCCACGUAAAUGGAUCUCCCCAGCCUGUGACCUUAGUGAUUCGGGGCUGUGUCAUUGGACCAACUUUUCAUUUCAGUGUCCCAUCUCUCAAUUUUGGGGAUGUCUCCUUCGGUUUCCCUCAAACCCUGUCCUGCCGCCUCAGCAACACUUCACUGGUGCCCAUGACUUUCAGCCUGCAUGUCCCAGGAGAUGGUAAUGGAGAGCCAAGUAUUAGGAGUCGGGAUCAAGCCACUGACAUCUCAAGGCCAAUGUGGAGAAAGGCAUGGUUUGCAUCUGCAAAGCCCAAGGAAUUUACCAUCUCUCCCAGCUACGGUACCAUCCGCUCACAAGGAUUUUUGGACAUUGAGGUGACCUUAUGCUCAAACACAGUGAAGACCUAUGAAACUGCCCUGGUAGUGGAUGUCAAGGGUAGUGGUGAGGAUGUGCUGGCCCUCCCAAUUUCAGCAAGAUGUCUCUCACUUCCACUACAUGUGGCUAGCCCCACUGUGAAUUUUGGACGUUGUUUCCUGAAAUUUCAGUAUCAACAAAUGGCAAAACUUGUUAAUGAAGCUGACCUUCCAGGGUGCUAUGGUGUUCUUCCCCAGGAAUAUAAGAACUCUCCCACCAUUUUGUAUUCAAGUCCAGCACCUUGUGGUAUUAUUCCACCGCAUGCCACAGUUGAAAUCCCAUUAGCUUUGGAAGUCGAGGAAAAAGGUCACCAGGAAACAGUGGCCUACAUAGCUAUCUUUGGGAACGAGGACAUUCCCCUGAAAAUCCAACUGGUGGCUUUUGGAGAAGGUCCUGUUGUUUAUGUGCAUCCAUCUAAGAUAGAUUUUGGCUGCAUCCGGGUUUUAAAGAAUGUUUCCAGGGCACUUUGUCUUUCAAAUCAGUCUGUUAUUCCUGCACCAUUUAAGGCACAGAUGGCCCGUACUCCUUCGCAGUGGAGAAUUGACCCCAGUGAAGGAGUUGUUCCUCCAGAGACGGAAAUAUCACUUACUCUUAUUGUUAAUUUGGAUGAUACCGUAUUGUUUCAGGAUAAAAUCAACCUGGCUAUAGAGAAGAGUAAUUCUUAUAUUAUUCCAGUCCAGGCCACCGGCAUUGGAACUACCAUUGUCACAGACAAGCCAUUUGCUCCUGCCAUCAAUCUGGGACCCCAUUUCAGUUUGGAUCCCUGCUGCUAUCGUUUCAAGAUCACCAACCGUGGGCGUCGCACCCAUCAGCUUUACUGGAUGACUGAAGGUUUUGCCCCAUUUCGUCAGCACAACACCCUCCCUGCCAUCAGCGCCAACACCAAGACCAUCCCCCCAAACACAGAACCUCAGGGUCCUGUGUUCAAGCUUCAGCCACUGAGAAUGGAACUGGCCCCAGGAAAGAGUAUGGACAUGGUCCUGGAAGGAUCUUCUGAUGUUCCCAAGCUGGUUAAAGAGAGAUUGCUCUGCCACGCGAUCAUAGGGAAACAGUCUGGAAAAGAACGUAUCAUGAAGGUUGAUGUCACCUGUGAAUUCAUCGCACCAGUUCUGCAGAUUUCCUCCAGAGCAGUUACUUUCCGUGUGGAGAAGAACCCCAGUGACAUUUUGACCGCGCAGUACAAGCCUCUAUCCUUGAAGAAUGUUUCCUCUUUGCCGCUCAGAGUUGUCCUUUCUUUGCAAGAGCCCUUUGCCCUCUGUGACGUAAAUCACAAAACGAUUCCAGCUCCUGAACAGCCUUUGAAGAUGGAUGUUGGAGAGAUACAUCAUCUUUCAGUCAGGUUUAACCCCGUCUAUAGAGAUGACCUGUGUAGUCGAGUAUUGGAAGAGGUUCUUGUUUUGCGUUACUUGGAGCAUCCUCAUGUGGACUACAUUGAUCUCCGGGGAGAAGUGCAUUUCCCAAACCUCCACUUCCAAACAAUGGAUCUCAAUUUUGGCUGCAUCUUGAACGACACAGAAGUUACCCGUGACAUCAAUAUGAGCAACCGCAGUCCCCUUCUAAUCAAAUAUCGCUGGUCCUUCCUGACAGAUGAUCGUGAGUCCUUUAUCAGAGAUCUUUCUGCCAGUGUGGGUAGAAAUAGCUGUGCAGUAGCUGAGGAAGAAGACGCUGGUCUCAGAAAAACAGCUGUAGAGAAAAACACCAGCUAUGCAAGUGGAGAAGAUGUUUCUGUUAAAGAACCUGUUAAAGAACUUAAGGAUGAUGCACAGAUUAUGCCUGAAAUACAGGUUUUUGACAUCCUGCCACUAUAUGGAACGUUGCAGCCAAGCGAGACCCAGCAAAUGUCAUUUACUUUCUAUGGCCACGCCAACAUUGUUGCUUGUGUCAAAGCACUUUGUGAAGUAGAGGGAGGUCCCACCUAUGAAAUUCUGCUGCGGGGUGAAGCCUCGCUUGUUCAAUAUGUGUUUGACCAAAAGGAAAUUGAUUAUGGGCUCCAGCCCUUUGACCACAUCUGUAUAGCUGAGAUCAUUCUGAAAAACACAGGAAAAGUUGGAUUUGAAUAUUCCAUACUUGACGCUAUCCAGGCCUCAGCUGACAACCCUCCCCCUGGUGUGCCACUGACUCUGCCUGCCACCAAUGAUAUUGGCUCAGGAAAGGAGCAAAUAUUGAAGGUCUAUUACUUGCCAGGAGUUCCAGAGGUCUUUCAGAGAACCUUCCAAAUACAGGUGGCUCACCUGGAACCAGAUAGGAUCACUCUGAAAGGACAGGGAGUUUUCCCUAGAAUUUGCUUGGAUCUGCCCAGAAAUAUUCACGGAAAUGAGCGGUACAGCAGCAUCCUCAGAGAAGUGAAGCAGCGACUAGAACAGGAAACACAGAAAGAUUUCAGCGGUAAUUCCGAAGCAUUGACCACAGAACCACCCAUGGAAGAAUCCUUGACCACGCUCAACACACAACUGCAGCUGGAGAUGGAAAGGCUACUUGUGCGAGAGCACGCUCUGGAGCAACAGAAGCUGCUGGCCUUGGCUUCAGUGGACGACCCAGCAGCCUGUCAGCGAGCUCGCCGGAAACUGGUCAAAGCCCAGCUACCUGAGUAUAUCUUAGAUUUUGGCUACAUAAUUAUGGGCACCAUCAGAACUCACAUCAUCAAGAUCACAAACACUGGCCACUUCCCCGUCUCCUUCCAUGCAGAUCGACGGGACCUGCGGGACACAGGUUUCAACACUGAACUGGAUCGGGUGAAGAAUCUGCCUUUCUGCGAGACAGAGACAUUUGAAAUAUGGUUUGACCCCCAGAGUGCCGGCUGUGCCCUUGGAGAGAAAGAAGUGCUAUUGCCCAUUAAGGUUGUGGCUGGUCCCACGUUCCACAUCUCUCUUCGGGCCACGGUGAUCAUGCCAUCUCUCUGCAUCUCCAGUGACAAUCUAGAGUUCUCUGCUGUCCAGUGUGGACAAUGUCAGGUGGAGACCAUCCAGCUUCACAACCAGCUGCAGGUGGUAUGCGAGUGGUUUGCCACAAGCAAUGAACAAAUGAAAAAGGUGGUUAAGCACAUGCCGAUGACCUUGCGCCGGAAAAUGUGUGAACACAAGGAGAAGCCCCAUGUCUUUGAGAUGAUUCCCCCGUAUGGGAUCCUGGCUCCCGGAGAGCGGCUCAAUGUGCAGGUCAAGUUUGCCCCAAGAGAAGAGAAAAUGUACCAGAAUGUCCUGAUCUUAAGCAUUUCGCAGAGCACUCAGCAACUGUUGCUGAAUGUCUCUGGGCAAGGUCUGGAGCCACGUCUUGAAUUCAGCCCCUCCCUCCUGGAACUGGGGCCUCUCCUUCCCUAUGGCAUUGGAGAUGAAGCCGAAGUGGUGGUGAAGAACCCCUGCAGCUUCCCUAUUGAGUUCUACUCCUUAGAAUUGGACCAGCAGUAUCUUCUAGAAGAGCGGAUUUUGCGGAUGCUGAAGGGCUACGAUAACCACCAUAUCCUUCUGUUGCCUCCUCGGAUGCCUGGAGAGAAGCUGCCUAUUGAGGUGCUGGAAUAUUUUGAGGAACAAAAGAAGAUUCAAGGCGACCAGGAAGGAUUGAAUCUGGAUAAUGAGGAAGAAGAAAGCACUCACUUUUCUGAACAUGGAAUGAAGCCUCACCCUUCGGUUGUGCAAGCAGCAGCCAUGGGGGCCUCUGCUCUUCCUUCUCUGUCACUCUUGGACAAUAAUCGGACGCUCCAAGCAGAAUCCAAAAUUGAUCAGGAGGAAGAAGAGGAAGAAGACGGAACCGAAAAAGGUCAAGUGCAAGGGAGUCAACAAAGCCUCAACAAGCAUAAGGAAACAGUUGGAGAGCUAGACAACAAUCCUGUUUCUAAAGCCAUUGCUCGCCAUCUUGGCAUUGAUAUCUCUCCAGAAGGACGUGCUGCCAGAAAUCGCAGGGGUAUUGCUAUUAUAAUUCACGGAGCUCCCCUUACAGGGAAGACCAGUGCUGCUGUAGUCCUGGCCAAACACUACAGUGCAGCCUGCUUGUCCAUUGAUUCGGUGGUCCUGGAAGCCAUCUCAGAUGGGAGCAGUUCAGCAGGGCUUCAUGCACGUGAACUUUGCAUCCGAGCUGCUAUUGAGCAGGCCCAGCGAGAGAACGAGGAUGGUGGCACAGAGGGGCAGCCGGCCCUCACUCUAGCCACCCGGCUGAGCACCGAGGCUUUGGCCAAGCACACCUCGAAUGGCAGCCAGCAAAGCUCCGAGUCCAAGACUGGGCCCCUCUCCAACGUCUCCCGGGGUUACCGAGGAAGCACCGCCACAGUGCCCUCCAGCCCUAUUCCCAGUGCCCCCCUCCAGCGACGCCUGAGUGUCAGUGCCAGUGGGGUUGGGGAUUAUGGUCUGAUGAGUUGUGUCCUUCCAGAUGAGCUAUUGGUGGAGAUUCUUUCGGAGAGGAUGCAGCUGAGUGAUUGCUAUCGUGGCAUGGUGUUCGAUGGGUUGGAAACUAUGUUUGCCCGCAGCAUGGUGUCAGCACUCCUCUGUCUGCUCAAAGCGAUCAACAACCGACGGUAUAUCUAUUUUGUGAACCUCUUCCAAGAUUUUGCUGCUAUGAAAGCUAGAGAGAUAAGCAAGCAAGAGCAGGAAGAACGGGAAGAGCAGGAAGCUGUUGCAAGAGAGAAGGCUCGUCUUCAGGAAAUGGAUGAAGAGGAAUAUGAUGCCCUUACUGAAGAACAGAAGAUCCAGUUUGACAAUGAGCUGCUGCAGGCCUUACGGGAGAGAAAAAGAAGGGAGCUGGAGAAGCUAGCUCGGGAACUGGAGGAAAAGAAGCAUCAACAAGAACUGGAGCGGCUGCGGGAGGAAGAGGAGGUGAAGAAGAAGUCCAAGCGAUAUAAGAGGGAUGGGGGGAAGGAGAAAGAAGAGGCAGCGGGGAAAAAAGGCCAGCAAGGAGGCAAGCAGAAUCCCACUAUAUCAGCUUACAAAUCGGAUGGGAAGCUGAAUGAAGGGCUAGAGCGAAAAGGUUCUGCCAAGGAGCGUCCAGAUGUGAGUGUCAAUGACAAAGAUGAGAAGAAAAAGAAGAGCAGAAUGGCCUUGCAGAAUGGGCAGCCAGGCACGGCACCCCCUGCCACCCAGGAAGAGGAGGAAGCAGAAAAGGACAUGAGCGAGAGUGAGAAGAACUUGGCCCAGCGGUUCAAGCUGUACGAGGCCAGCCAGAAGGAGAUCGCUCAGAUCCUGGUGUUCUGGGACAGGGCUCAGUUGGUUCAGCUGCAGCCACCAGGCUCGGAGGACAAGCAGGAGGAAGCUGAGGAUCAGCGCCAGGCUCCGUCUGGUCGCAAAGGCAGGAAGGACCGGGAAAGAGAGCGCCAGGAGAGGCUGGAGAAGGAGCGGGCAGAAAAGGAACGCUUGGAGAAGGAGAAGGCAGAGCGGGAACGCCUGGAAAAGCUCAAGGCCCUGGAGGACAGCAGAGCCGCCGGACUGGAGGGAGAAGGAGAAGGCAUGGAGAGGGACAUUGGCAUCCCCUCUCUGGAAAUCCAUGUGCUCAGUUCCGAGGAGUCCAGUGGCAAGCGGAUUCUGGAAAGUGGCAAGCUGCCCAGGGUCAUCCAGAUCUUGAAUGGUUUGGGGUUAGGCCCUUCAGGAGCGCCCAUCCCUCCCACAGCCUUUUUCUCAGUGAUCCCAUACCCUGAGAAGCGACCAGCACAAGUUGCCUCAGAAGUUCUCAAGCACUUCACCUUCAUUAUUCCUGAAGAACUGAAUCCAGAAGAAGACAAAAAGGAGGCCGAGAGUGGUGUGGAGACUCCAGCGAGUCUCCCUGUGGCGAAGGAGGAUCUGGCCACCCCCACUCGAGGAAGGUCCAGGAAGGAGAAACCCGAGGUCCCCCGCGAAGCCCCAAAGGAAAAAAAAGCUGCCCCUCGCAGCAGAAAAGGCAUCCAUCCCAGCCCUGGCACAAUGACGACCCUGUCUGAGCUUGAUCAGGGCAGCCCCACCGCAGAGGCCUCCAGUGAGAAGCUGCUCAGGUUGAACAGCUUUCGCUGGAUUGUUCCUGCUAAUGGGGAAGUUUCAAUGCGCAUCCAUUUCUCUUCCAUCAAAACAGGACUCUUUGAUCAGGUCCUAAAUUUUGAAAUCCUUGGAACUCGGAGACAGUAUCAGGUGUGCUGCAGGGGCACCUGCACGUACCCCAGCAUCUGCCAGGAUCCCACGAUAGUGUUCCCCCAUCGUAAAAAGACUAUCAAGACUGAUGAAAUUGUGUACAAGAAAUACAUCCUGAGCUUGGGUGUGUUCAACUUUGGUCCCUUGCUUUGUGGCAAGUCAAGAGAAAAGUACAAGGCUGCGCGGUAUCCCAAUCACUUUGAAAAGCUCACCAUUCUCAACAUCUCCCCUUUGGAGGUCGAAGUGCACUUCUUCUUCCAGCAUGACUCCAGGGCAGUCACCUACCUCUUGGACCCACCUAUGCUGAUGCUGAAGCCAAACCAGAAGGAAGUGCUGACCAUCUGGGCAUAUCCAACAGCGGCUGGUGUGUUUGAAGACAGCAUUGUCUGUUGUGUGAAAGAGAAUCCGGAGCCGGUCACCUUCCGGAUCUGCUGCCAGGGCGUUCGCCCAGAAGUGGAGCUGGACCGCCGACAGCUGCAUUUUGAGAAGUUGCUGCUGCACAGAAAGGAAACAAAAUCCCUUUACCUAAAGAACGUGACUCCACUGCCAGUCGCCUGGCGAAUCAGUGGCCUGGAGAACAUUGGCGACGACUUCUGCUUGUCUGACGACAUCGGCCUCAUCGAGCCCUUCUCUGAGCACUGCCUGCUGGUCAAUUUCAAGGCCACCAAGGCCCUCAAUAUCAAGAAGGCCAUCCGGCUGGAGGUUUCUGAUGCAGAAAAUAUUCUGGGGAUUGUUCAGAUUGAAAAUAUACAGAUUGUUGCUGAGGCCUAUGAUGUGGCCCUGGACAUCAGUUUCCCCAAAGGAACAAACGGUGGUUUGGAAUUUGGGAUUGUCAGAGUUAUGGACGAAGCUAAGCAGAUGUUAUCAAUGAAGAACAAAGGCAAAUACGAGAUUGCUUUCAGCUUGGCUAUUGAAUCCACAGAAUAUGGGAUGUCCAAUCUGGGUCAGCUGUUUACCAUCCAGCCCCAGAAGGGGAAUCUGAGUCCCAAUGACCGUCCUACGCAGGUCCAGAUUGUCUUUCAUUCGAAGAAGGAAGUGAAAAUUGAGGACAAGCCUGUUCUGCAGUGCCAUGUGAUUGAACCUUCCCUCUGUGAGGGGGGAGAGACCAUUGCCACCAUUCCCAUCCGGCUGUCAGUGCUGUCCUUAUUCAGCAAGUACAAUAUUGUCCCUCCAUCCGUCAUUAACUUCGGACCACUGAUGAACAGCACACGGAAGACCAGCAGCUUCACAAUCGAGAACAAAGGGGUCUUGGACUUUAAGUUCACCAUCUGCAAGCAAGUCCGUGAUGUUGUGAUUACAGCAAGGAAAGGAAACUCUAAUAUCAAAAGUUCCCGUUCUCGUGACACAGACCUCAGCCGGCAGAACGCUUUUAUGAGCACAGGCAGGCAAAGCAAGCACGCCGACUCUUUGCAGAAGGACAUGAACCUGAUAGGGCAGGCACGCUUCUCUCUCGGUAUGUUCACUGUGUCUCCGGGGUAUGGAAACAUUGCCGCAGGAGGCCAUCAGGUCAUCACGGUGGAUUGUUUUGCUGAGCCUGCUGGGAAGUGUGAAGAAUACCUGAUCGUUGAGAUCACAGACCGAGACCCUGAAGACAGUCCCGGAGGCAUCCUCUACACACUUGUUGCGGAGUCCUGCAUCCCAGGAUUUGUAACUGACAAUCCAGGGAUCAUUUUUGAGGAGCAUCGGAUCUGUAACAGUGGCAGCCUCAGCCAGGUGCUGAAGUCCAUAGGCUGCGAAGGUGUGUUUGUGACAGACGAGAACAAGUUUCUCUUUAACAAUGUCCUGGUUGGGCACCAGGCAACAGCCCGCUUCAAGAUCUGCAACACUGGCCGGAUCCCCUGUGAUGUUGUCAUGACCACAAAGCCCAUUUCUGCCAAGUCCACUGCCCGAAUCAGCGACACCUUUGAGCUCCAUCCUGUGCGCAUGUCCAUUGCCAGUCAUUCGAAUGCCUUUGCAACCCUGACCUUCUCACCACAGGCCAUGCAAAACCACCAGUGCAUUUUUGAGGCUUCAGUAGAUGCAGUGCCCAGUGUGGUUGCCAGAUCAAGAGUUCUGUCCUUUGAAGUCAGCGGAGAUGGCAGCCUUCCUCAGAUCACCAUUGUGCGCCCGGUUCUUCGCAAUAAAAAGGGGAAUCCACUCCUCCUCUUCAGAAAGCUCCUCUUAGGUCACACGGAGGUGCUCCCCCUUGUCCUUAAGAACAGCGGCAGCCUUUCAGUCCAGUUGUACCUGGAUAUGUCGGAUGAGAGUGGGGCAUUCACCCUGAGGCCCAGACCCACCACCGAGUGCAUUUACCUCUCUUCUCAGAACGAGGAGAGCGAGCCCAGCGAUGGAGUCCGAAAACCACACACGGCCUCCUUGGUGCUGCACAACGGGGAAUCAGCUGAGUUCGAUGUGAUUUUCCAGCCCGGCUUGGUCCAGCGGGUCGAAGGGCUGAUCCACCUCUCUAUUGUGGACAAUCAGUAUGAGGAAACCAGCAUCCAGAUGGUUGGGGAAGGCUACCAGGAUAAUGUCACGCUGGACAAUAUUCACAGCCCGGUGGCUGAGACCAAGACAGACGACAUUGAGGGGCAGCUGGAUGAGAACACAGGAGAGGCUGUGAGAAUGGACCACAUCCAAUUUGGAGACUGCCACAUUGGGAAGCUGUAUCAGGCCGCAUUCACAAUCACAAAUCACAGCAAGUUGGACGUGAUGAGAUUUGAAUGGCCUGCUGUGGGCCCCUGCCAGUUCUCCCCACAGGUUGGCCAUCUCCAUGCAAGAUGCACUAAAAACAUCACUCUGACUUUGAAGUCCAGCCUGCCCAUCACCCUCAGGGAGCAGCUCCUCAAGUGCAAGGUGUCCAGAAUUGCCUUUCAGUGCCCUGCUGACCAGGUCCCGGAUUGGGAUGGUCGCUUGCAUACUGUCAAAUGGGUGGAUGUGUCAAAAGGCAUCACAAGUAUACGUCCAACAAAAAAGAAGGUGAUAGAGACUGAUCCAGAACCUGCUCAUAUGACUGUGGAGGAGAGUAGCCAGGAACUGGUGCUUCGAGUGAGUGCCAACGUUGACUUUGCCCAGUAUAAAAUGGAGGCGGAUGCCGUGCACUUCAGAGACACGUUGCUCUUCCAAACAAGGGUGUUCACGGUGGAGCUGUCCAACACGGGGAAUGUGCAAUUGGAGUAUUCCUGGAAAGCAGUCAUGGAAGAAGUUGGGAAGGCUGUCAACUUUGCUACUGAACCUUUGUCAACCAGCCCAGAAGUGGUCACCCGCCCUCCAUUCUUCAUGGAGCCCAGCAGUGGGAUUAUCCCUCCUGGGAAAUAUCAGUCCCUCCAAGUGAAAUUUUCUCCCCAGGAAGUAGGAGAGUUUGAGGGUCGGCUACUCUGCAGUAUGCCUAAUUUGAAGCUAGAUGAGGAGGGCCCCGUUGUCACUGUGAAAGGGAAGAGUCUCCUGCCAUAUUGCCACUUUGAGCUGGAAGACUCUGAUUACAUCACUGCAAACAGGCGCAAUUCAGACUUGCGAGUACCAGGAGGGAUGAGUGUUGACCCACAAACGAAAGUGAUUGAAUUCACCUCUGUAGGAGUCCAUGUGAAGAACACCAGGACCUUUGCCAUCCUGAACCCCACCAACGCUGCCUACUCUUUCCAGUGGAGGUGUGAACAGCAGGAGGAGAGGAAGGCUGCCCCGGCUUUCGUCUGUUUCACCGAGCGGGGGCUCCUCCGGCCAGAGAAGAAGAUAGAGAUCAUAUUUGAAUUCAUUCCCAAGCAUCUGGAUGUUACUGAAUCCUUCUGGACCUUCACCAUUUCUGAACACAACAUCACUGUCCCUUUCCUCCUGGUGGGUCACACCACCGACCCGGCUGUCUCUUUCGAGAAAGUCCACUUGAAUCUCCACUCGCUUUUGAUUGGACAUGAAGCUCGGGAGUGCAUUGAUAUCCACAAUGAUGAGAACAAAGGCUACACUUUUGCUUUCCGAGACUCUUCCCGUUUUUCAGAGGGGCGAAUCAACUGCCUAAACAUGCAGCCCAUGGAAGGUGUGGUCCCGCCUCAUUCCAGAUUCCCAGUUCACAUCCACUUUACACCAACGCUGGAAGGGGAGGUGAAUUUUAAUCUCAUCUGUGAUGUUAAGAAGAAAAGCCAGCCGCUCUGUCUGAAUGUCAAAGCCACUGGCCACACCAUGAAUGUCUCUGUGAAGUGUGAAGAAAGCCACGGGGUGGUGACCGAGCUGAACCCUGAGCAUCCGAAGCAGAUCCACUUCCGUGAGAUGCAAGUCAAUGAUUACGCAGAGUGCAACUUCUCCAUCCUCAACACCGGCAAAUUCAACUUCAUCUUUUCCUGGGAGUUUUGCAACGCCAAGAAGUUCCGGCAGUAUUUUGCCCUCUCCCCAGAGAGUGGCACUGUGGAAGCUGGAGAACGGGUGGAGACCAUGGUCUCCUUUCACCCGCUGAGGGCCUUCACCUUAAAGGACAUCGAACUGAAGCUGCAGAUAAGCCAUGGCCCCACAUUUACAUGUGUGUUGCAAGGCUCAGUGUUGGCUCCCAGCAUCCAUUUCUCACCCCUCAGAGUGGACUUUGGCAACUGUUUUAUCUACCAAGCUGGGAUGCCCAUUUCCAAGAGAAUCUUGGUGGUCACUAACAAAGACAGCAGGAAAGCCAGUGUGGAGUGCUUGUUCACCAACACAGCCUACCUUGAGAUCGGUUUCCAUUCUGAAGCUCUGAGUCCCAGAGAAAAAGUGGAGAUUCCCAUCAGCUUCUAUCCCCGAGAAGCCAUUUCCUACCAUGAAAUCGUCUCCUUUGAAAUAAAUGGGAUCUUACAGCGUACUGUAGAGAUCUUUGGGAAGGGCAUUGAGAUGAAGGUAGAUGUUGUGGAGCCUCCCCAGAAAGUGCUGAAAUUUGGAGCUAUCCCUCCAGGGCACAUUGUGAAGAAGGGAGUCACAUUAGUGAACAACAGUGUUACCUUUGUCACAUUCAACCUAAGUUUUGUGGCCUCCGUCCCGGAGUUGCAGGAAGCCAAGGUGCUCACUAUGUCUCCCAGUGGGGAAAUUACCUUGAAGCCCCAGGGGGGCACCUGCCAUGUGGAGGUGACGUUCAGUCCGAAGAGCCGCAUCCUGCCCUUCUCCGAGGAGGUCCUGCUUGAAUGCCAGGGGGUCCUUCACGCCCUCUUCAUUGUGCAAGGCUGCUGCCAGGGCAUCGAAGUCCACCUGGACCAGGAUCACAUCCCUUUUGGAGCUGUGGUGCUGCGGAGCCAGGCUUCGCGGCGCAUCAUGAUGCGGAACUCUGGAGACCUCGGAGUGGGCUUCCGAUGGGAUGCCAAGCGCUUCAGACCAGACUUCUCCAUCAAACCAAUAGAAGGUUAUAUUUCUUCAGGAACAAGUGUUUCCUUCGAAGUGACCUUCCACCCCUGUGAGCAGAGUCAGGACAUCUGCUAUGAAAACCUCCCGUGUCACAUCCAAGGUGGAGAACCUGUGAGGCUCACGCUGAGUGGACUGUGUGUGAGCGUCCCGCCUGUCAAAGAGGUGGUAAAUUUCAUAUGCCAGGUGCGUGGAAAGCAGACACAGACCAUCAUGCUAUCCAACAAGACCAACCAACCGUGGAUGUUGCGGCCCAUUAUUGAGGGAGAGCAGUGGAAAGGGCCAGAGUACACCAGGGUGGAGGCCCACCAGCAGAACAAGCCCUAUGAAGUCACAUACAGGCCUCUGGCUAUGAAUGUAGAAAACAAGAAGGACCAGGGCUCCAUCUUCUUCCCCCUCCCAGAUGGAACAGGGCUGCUUUACCUCCUGCAAGGCACUGCUGAGCCUCCCAAGUCAGCUGGGAAUAUCAUGAGGGAAAUUCCGUGCAAAACAUCCUACACGGAACUGCUUCCCAUCACCAACUGGUUGAGCAAGCUGCAAAGGUUUCGGGUAAUGGUUGACAUGAUAAAGCCGGAAAAACUGGAAGUCACAACCACCCUGAAAACUCUGGACUACAUUGAAGUGCCAGCUUCCACCAAGAAGGAUCACAAGCUCACCUUCUUCUCUUACAAAGAGGGCAUGUACACCGCCAAGAUCACCUUCCGCAAUGAGGCCACCCAGGAAUUCUUAUUCUACCUGAUCACAUUUAAGGCCACCCCAUGUGGCCCACUAGGCACCCUUGAGUUGACCACAGCUGUCCGGCAAAGCACCUCCUCCUCAGUCAAGGUGGAAAAUCCGCUACACUACCAGGUGUCCUUCAGUACGGACUGCAAGGUGCCAGACAUCAACCUGCCUCCUCAGUUCAUGGUCCCUGCUCAGUCUGAGGGAACGCUCGUCUUCGAAUUCCUGCCAACGAGGCCUGGGGAGACCAGUGGCCGCCUGGCCCUCAACAGCAGCGAUCUGGGCUCUUUCCAGUACGAUCUGAUCCUAAAGGCCACGCCGGCCCGCCCGGAGAAGCCCCUCUGCUUCUCGGCCAUGCUGGGCAGCAGCCAGACUUUGGUGGCCAAGUUCGUCAACUACACCCGCCAGAAGACGGAGUACUCCAGCAAGAUCGACAGCCCGGACUUCCAAGCCGAGAAGGUCAUCAGCGCGCCCGCGGGCGCCCAGACGGGUACCGAGGUGGGCGUGGAGGUGACCUUCGAGCCGUGCCAGCUGGGCGAGGCCCGGGGGACCCUCCUGCUCUCCUCGGCGGCGGGCGGCGACUACUCGAUCCCGCUGCGGGGCACGGCGCUGCCCCCCCGGCCGCAGGGCCCCGUGCAGAUCCGCCUGGGCGGCAGCGUGGCGCUGCCUUUCAAGAACGUCUUCCUGCAGCCGGCCGCCUUCAGCUACGCCGUGGACAGCGCCGCCUUCUCGGUGCGCGCCGCCGAGACCAUCCGCCCCAAAAAGACCGCCACCAUCUCCGUGGCCUUCGAGGGCGCCGGCGGCGGGAGCAGGGCGCCGGUCACCGGCAAGCUGGUGGUCUCCUGCCCGCGCGCCGCCGGACUGGGCUCGCCCGUCAGCUGGGUCUACUACCUGAGGGGGAUCCCGCCGGAGAAGUAA